UUUCUAAACAGCAAAAAGGGUAAAGGAAACGCAGCAGCCAUUGUAGUGGGCGGCGCCCUUGAGGUGCUGGACACCAUUCCCAAUAAGAUGAACUUGACGCUGAAAAAACGAAAGGGCUUUGUACGACUGGCGCUGAAGCACGGUGCCAGCCUAGUUCCGGUCAUUUCUUUUGGUGAAAACGACCUCUUUACGACAAUGCACGAGGAGGAGUCGCUGUACAAUCGAAUUCAGGAGAAGAUCAUCAAGGCGAUCGGCUUUCCGAUUCCGGCGUUUUAUGGUCGAGGACUGUUUCAGUACUCCUUUGGCAUUGUGCCCUUCCGAAAGCCGAUCACCACUGUUGUGGGCAAACCAAUCGACACCGAGGCGACGCCCAAUCCGACGCAGGAGCAAAUUGACGCCCUUCACCAGACGUACAUUGACGCCGUUGUGCAGUUGUUUGAGGAGAACAAAGACAAGUACGGCGCCGCUGAUGUGGUGCUCAAAAUUAA
Rhagoletis zephyria (snowberry fruit fly) is the source of this 488-nucleotide messenger RNA. RefSeq names its product 2-acylglycerol O-acyltransferase 2-like. The record is from RefSeq and is a predicted model, not a curated record. Gene Ontology annotation, biological process: triglyceride biosynthetic process. Gene Ontology annotation, cellular component: endoplasmic reticulum membrane. Gene Ontology annotation, molecular function: diacylglycerol O-acyltransferase activity. Lineage: Eukaryota; Metazoa; Arthropoda; Insecta; Diptera; Tephritidae.